CGCGCUCGCCGGGGUCGUGAGCUGUCGUGGCGGUGUUUUGGGGGAAACGGUGGCCGCACGCCCCGCUUUCCGGGAAUCUCAUCGGGGUCUCGUGGCCCCGGAGGCUGCGAUGGCGGUGGCCUGCGCGGUCGUGUUGGCGUUGAAAGCAGAAGCGGAGGAGGAAGAGAAGGAUCCCGGGGACGGGCGAGACCCCGAAACCUCCCGGAGACGCUUCUGGCGGCUGCGCUCCGGGGACGUGUCCGGCCCGGAGGAGGCGCUGAGCCGCCGGCGGGAGCUGUGCCGCCGCUGGCUGCGGCCCGAGCGGCGCUCCGAGGAGCGGAUGCUGGAGCUGCUGGUCCUCGAGCAGUUCCUCAGCCUCCUCGCGCGCCGGCUGCAGGACCCCGUGCGCCACCUGCCCCCCGAGAGCGGGGAGGAGGCAGGGGCCUGGGCGCGCGCCCUGCACCCGGCCUCCCCGCAGGGCACCCCGACUUUCAAGGCCAAGGCUGGAUCACCGACCCGGGGAGAGUGGCAGCAGCUGGCCGCGGCCCCCCAGAAUGGCUUGUGCAAAGAGAGCACUGAGGACUAUGGGAGCACGGCCUUGCCCGGCCUGGAGAACCAAGCUGCCUGGAACCCCAUCCUGAUCCCAAAGCAGGAGAAGGACUGCAAGAAGGAGGUCAAGCCUGCGCAGGCCUGGUACAAGGCGCGCCCCCAAGGACGGACCUCAACAGGGAAGAGAAACUACCUAAAGAUGCUGUCCUGCCACCGCCACACCCCCAGGGUUCUCCAGGAGAGCCAAGGUACCACAGCUACCAUGCACGUCCCCUGUGGGGUCAACGAGGAAGAGCUUUGGAGAAGUGGAGAGCCGGGGUGCACAGCCAUCUCACAGGUCCCCUGUGGGGCCAAGGAGGAGGGGCUUUGGAGAAGUGACAACUUUGAGGAGGUUGUCACCGCCCUUGCCCUUGCUCAGGAUCAACUUUACCACUUUUGUGAAGUAGUCCCCACUGGAGAACGAGUUUGCUGUGGGGAGUGGAGCCCAGCUCAUCUCCUCCGUCUGCUACUUUGAGUCUGAAAAGGACUGGUGGGUGAGCAAGCACAUUAAGAAGCCCAUUCCACAGUCCUCAGCUUGGGCUGGCACCCCAACAACAUUUUGCUGGCUGUAGCAUCAUGUGACUUCAAAUCCAGUGUGUCGACUCUGAAGACAGAAUUUCUACCACUGCUCAGUUUGUCCUCAGAGAAGAGCAUCGUGGCCGAGCCAUGUGUCAAUUUACAAGGUAGACCAGCAAGACUGUCGAAAAUUCUGCACCACUGGCAUCGACGGGGCCAUGAAGAUCUGGGAUUUCAAGAUAUGUCUCUCCAGUGGUGGUCGGCAGUGCUGGGGUGCAGACCGGGCCAUGCACGCACUAUCCACUGAGCCACCCUGCCGCAGUGUCUGCUGAAGAGCUGGCAUUGGAGUCCCUAAGGGGAGCACAGCCCCCAGCAGGCAACCUGGAAGCCACCAUGGGUGUUAAUAUCCUGAUAGGAGCCACAGGUCAGUAGAGAGCAGUAUGUUCCUUUUGUCACAGCAAGAAAAAUGGUUAUUUUGCUGGACAAGGACUAUUUCACUAAUUCUGGAUGAAUACUGUUUUUGGUAUGUGUGUUUAUUUGUUUGUCUGUUUUUGUUUUUGUUUGUUUCUAAUCCCCAGAAUUCCUUUGAUACUGCAUGUUGAGCAGGUCCAGGACUGACAUUUUUGGAUAAUUGCACUUCAUGGGACCUAAGAAGUUUAAACUUGUUUUUUAAAUUAUUUAAAUUAAAUAGUGUAAUCAGGAGAGCCUGAUUAAACUAUUCCCACCUAUUAUGUCCUUUUAAAAAGUAAUGGGUUUAGUUAUCACAUGCCACUUUAGAGAUUUCCUUAUGAUGUGUUUUUAUUUCCCAUACUCAAAUGUGUCAUAUUUUUAAAAUCAUAAUUAUUCGGCAGAAUAUCUUUAGGAAGAACCUAACAGUCUGGUAGAAUUUUUCUAUCUUAAUGAAAACUGUAUAAUUACAUGUAUUAAUGAAAUUACACACUUUGCAGAAGUCAAAAAUUAUUACUAUCAUCAAAUACAAUCACCAUAAACACAGGUAAUUCUAAUUUUGAAUGAUUUGUCCAUGAUUAUAUGUCCGAAGUAUAAUACAUAUUUUAUUAAUUAAUGUACAGAGCAUCUCCCAUGUUUCAGUUACAAUUCUUUGUGUAUCUAGGAUUAAUAUAUAAAAUUUACUGUAUACUAGUAAGCAUGUGUACUCCUCUCCACUCUUCCAAGCUUUCUGACUUCUUCGUGCAUGAAGCUUUCUGACCAUGUCUCAGUAAAGCACAUUCACCUUUAAAGUAUUCUAUGAUUUUUGCAUGUGUUAGACACCACAGUUCACAGUUUUAAUGAUUCUGCAUGCUGCCUUUUUUCACCUGGGCCUUUAACAGGUUAAAAAAUUAGGAACUGAUAAUCUUUGGAGAUGAAUAUAAAUUUCAUGAUAUUUUUAUAUUACUGUCUUUUAAAUAUUAUUAUUAUUUUCAUUUAUUUCAAUUUAUUCAAAUUAUAUUGUGGCUGUGGCCCCCUCUCUCAUCUCUUCCCAAUCCCACCCUCCUUCCCUCUUCUCGCCUUACACCCCUACCCUAGUUCUCCCCUUUUUUUUUGAACCUAUACAAGUAUUCCUCUUAUUUGACCCUGUAUAAGUAUUCCUCCUAUUGUUACACUGAUAUCAUUACAGUUAUCUAUCCUUCCAUCUAACAUCUAUCCUCUAUCGUCUAUAUCAUAUAUCUAUUACACACACAUACACACACAGUUUUGAAUAUGUUAUUUCUUCGAAACACGUGGUUCAAAAUUUUUUUUUUAAAAUCAAUGUCUUAAAGUCAAAAUUUGAAAUGCAUGUGUCCCUUUGUCAGUUAUGGCUUGAGCCUUAGAAUGUUGAUAUCACAGUGGUUUCUCCCCCUGACUACUACAGAAUGUUUAUACUUCAGUGGUUUGUCUACAAACUGCUGUAGCCAUUUUGGUUAGUGCCAGGAAAGAAAAGGAUAAUUUUUUGCCCACUGAAAGGUUCUCUAUUCCAGGCUCCAAUGUAAAGGUAUUUUAAAAUGCUCAUUAUGAUUUUCAUGCUAGACUAAUGGUUUCAGGAAGUGUUCUGUCUUGAGUUCUCUAGAACCUGUGACCUAAUUCUUAACAGUUUUCUCAUGAAAAGCUACUCUGUUAGCAAUAAUCAGUACCAUUCCCCCAAAGAAACAAAGUUAUCAUGACAGAGAGGUAUGCUUUGAGUUAUUAUACACGAGAAUGAUAGCUAUGUAUCUUCAAAACUAUAUGCCCAAGAUAUGAGAGAUUAUUUUCUCUUUCAUCUAGUUGUAUUACCCACUAUGCCAACAAAGUUUUGUUGGAAACUGCUUAAAUUUCAGCCCCAAAUUCAACAACUUUCUGGUUUCAAACAUAUAUUUCUCAAUAUGUGAACACUGAUUCUGCUAGAUAGGAAUGACUUUCCAGACUUACUCAUUUAAUUUCAAUUUUAUUAUGAAACUGCAUUGGCAAUAUUUUAUAAAAUACCUUUACAUUAUUGCCAGAUGCAUUUGAUGACAGCCUUGGCUGAUGUCUCUCUUUGACUGUUCAAUUCACAGGGAUCUUUAAUCCUUCCCAAGUAAAAACUAUGGCGUGUCAGUACAUAUUUCUUGAAUGAAAUAAAAUGACUUAGGCAUGGUAAUAUUCACUUAAUAAAAUAUAUACCUUAAAUAUUCCAACUUUAUGAACAGGAGCAGUAUACAAACCAGUAAAAUAGUAGCCACUCUGUUAUUACAGGGAAUAAUUUUAUUAUGGGUCAGAGAGGAAAGAUGAUGUUCAGAGGUACCUGGAAGAGUUCAGAGCAAAGAAAAAAAGAAGCAGACGUGAUAUGACCAAGACUGUCUAGAAGAGAAUGGAGAAUAUUAGGAGAAAAGUAGAGAUAGCUUAGACAGAGACAAACUAUGCUUUCAUAAAUGCACAGGCUGGACCUAGGUCCACCUACACAUAUGUAGCAGAUGUGUAUCUUGGUCAACAUGUGGGUCCCCGAACAAUUGGACUGAGGGCUGUCUCUGACUCUGUUGCUAGCCUUUUAGUUCCUUUUCCCCUAGCAGGGCUGUCUUGCCUGUCCUUAGUGAGAGAGGAAGCUCUUAGUCCUACCUCAUGUUAUGUGUCAGGGUGGGUUGGUACACAGAGUGACCCUCUCUGAAGAGAAAGAGGGAAUGAGGGAGGGGAGAAUGAUGUGGGAUUGUGAGGAGAGAAGGGCCGGGGCCUGGAAUGAAGAUGUGAAAUUUAUAAAUAAAUUAAUUAGUGUAAAAAAAUCAGGAUAUUUCUAGACUAUUUAGGAAAUUAGGAUAGUGCAGAAAGAGUUGAGGCUGUUUGGGAAAGUAUAGGAAUCUAGAUGGUUGUUUUGAGAUGUAUAAAAAGUCCAUUUACAUCCCCUUCAAGGAACCUGGAGACCACCAUGGGUGUUGAUAUCUUGAUAGGAGUCAUAGGUCAAUAGAAAGCCAUAUGACCCUUUUGUCAGAGCAAGGAGAAUGGCUAAUUUGCUGGACUAUUUCACUACUAUUUUAAAAAUAAUGGGUUUAGUUACAGCAUGCCACUAUAUAGAUGUCCUUCUAAUGUGUUUUUAUUUCCCAUACUCAUGUAUCACAUUUUAAAAAUCAUUUAUUCAGCAGAAUAUCUUUAUGAAGAACUUUAUAGUUUGGUAGAGUUUUUCUGUCUUAAUUAGAAAUGUAUAAUUACACAUAUUAAUGAAAUUACACACUUCAAAAAUUAUUCCUAUCACCAAAUACAAUCAUUUUAAACACAGGCAUUCUAAUUUUGAACGAUUUGUCUGUGAUUAUUUUAUGUCCAAGGUAUACUACAUUUCUUUAUUAGGAAACUUACAGAGUAUCUCCCUUGUUUCAGUCACAAUUCUUUGUGUGUCUAGGAUUAAUAUAUAAAAUUUACUAUACACUAAUAAGCAUGUGCACUUCUCUCCAAUCUUUAAAACGUUCUAACUUCUCUGUGCAUGAAGCUUUCUGACUGUAUCUUAGUAAAGCAUAUUCAUCUUUGAAGUAUGCUAUGAUUUUUGCAUUUCUUAGACUCCAAGGUUCACAGUCUUAAUGAUUUUGCAUGAAGCCUUUUUUCACAUGGGCCUUUAGCAGGUCAAAAGAAUUAGGAAUUAAUAAUCUUUGGAGAUGAAUAUAAAUGUCAUGAUUUUUUAUACAUACUCUCUUUUUAAUAUUGCUGUUAUUAUUAACGUUUAUUACAAUUUAUUCAAAUUACAUUGCGGUUAUGGCCCCCUCCCUCAUCUCCCAAUCUCACCCUCCUCUCCUGCUAUGCCCCUCCCCUAAUGCACUGAUAGGGAAGGUCCUCUUCCCCUUCUAUUUGAUCCUAGUCUAUCAUGAUGUUUUAUAAAGGUAUUCCUCCUAUUUUGGAACACAUCUUACAGGUAUCUAUCCUGUCUAACAUCAAUCACCUAUCGGUCAUCUAUACAUAUAUCUUUUACACAAACAUACACACAUAUAUGGUUGUGAAAAUGUUAUUCCAAACACAUAUUGUUCAAGAAUUGUUCAAAAUCACUGUUUUAUAAAGUCAACAGUUUGAAAAAAGUGAAAUGCAUGUGUCACUUUGUCAGUUAUGGCCUGAGCCUUGGAAUGUUGACAUCACAGUGGUUUCUCCCUCUGACUACUACAGAAUGUGUGCUCUUCAGUAGUUUGUCUACAAACUGCUGUAGCAGUUUUUGUUUGGUGCCAUGAGAGAAAAGCUUAAUUUGUGCCCAGUGAAAGAUUCUCCAUUCUAGGCUCCACUGUAAAGGUAUUUUUAAAUGACUAUUAUGGUUUUCAUGGUACACUAAUGGUUUCAAGAAGCAUGUCUUGAUUCAUUCAGAUUAUGUAAACCCAGAUUCAUGAAAAAAUACUCAUACUACAAUUUAGUACCAUUCCCCAAAAGAAAGAAAAAAAUACCUGAAGUAUGCUCUGAGCUAUAAAGAAAAAAGGUGUUUGUAUAUUUGACCAAGUUAUGAGUGAGGACUAUUCUCUGUAGCAUCUAAUUUUGGUACUCAUCCUGACUACAAGGAUUUGUUUUAAAUUUGCGUCAGAUUUCAACCUUAAAAUCUGAAAACUCUCUGGUUUUCAACAGACUUUUAUUGUUUCUAACAUAUUUUGUGUUCUUUCAAACCUAAAUCUCAAUAUUUUGAUAUAGAUUCAGAUUAGACAACUGUUUUCCAAACGUGCUCAUUUACUUUCAAUUCUGUUAUCAUAAAACUGAAUUAGUACUACUUUUAACGUACCUUUACAUUACAUACCUUUCAUUUAUGUGCAUAUUGAAAACCAUUGACUGCUGUCUUUCUUUGACACUUUCAUUCAUUUCAUUAAGUGUUUUCUAACUCAAAGCUAUGGGAUCUCUGUAUACAUUCCUUGUUUUUAGCAGCGUAAUAGUCACUUAAGUACAGAUAUAUUUUAAAUGUUCAAUUAUAUGAUCUGGAUAACAGGAAAAAACACCAAAUCUUAGAUGAUUACAGGAAAGACUUUUAUUAUGGAUAAAAGAUUAAAAAUUUUCAGAGGAUUCUAGAAAAGUUCAUACGAGAGGGGAGAAAAACAUAUUUCAUGUGACCAAACUGGCUAGGAGAAAAGAAACAAUAUUAAGACAGAAAGGUGGAGAUAGCUCAGACAAGUAAAGAAACUGCCUUCAUAAAGGGAUAAUUACACUAGAAUAUUUUGGGAGUUAGAAGAGUGCAGGAGGAGUUAGGCUUGUUUGGGAAUGACAGGAAUACAGGUGUGGGUUCUGAGAUGUGUAAGAAGUACUUUUGUUUCCCCUUCACUUGACCUGCAGGCCAGCAUUGGUGCUGAUAUCCUGAUAUCACAGGUCAAUGGAGUGCCAUAUGUCCCUUUUGCCAGAGGCAAGGAAAAUGACUUCUUUUGCUAUUUAAGAACUGUAUCACAAAUUCUUUAUGAAUAUUGUUUAGUAUCAGUAUUUUUUCCUGCAUUCCAAUGUUUCAGCCAUUUGAAAGAAGAAGUAUUGAGUAGAAAAUCUUUAUAAAGUACUUUACAGUUUGGUAGAGUUUUGCUAUCUCAUUUAAUACUGUAAAAUUAUACAUAUUAAACUACACAGUUUACAGAAGGUACAGUUUACUAUCAACAAAAUUCAAUCAUUUAAAGAAAUAGGCAUUCUAAUUUUAAAUGAUCUGUUCAUGAUUAUCUUGUGUCUUGUAUACUACAUAUUUGAUCAUGAGAUUUACCGAGUAUCUUCCAGGUUGUUUCAGUCACAAUUCUACGUGUCUUUAGCCUUUACUAUAUACUAAUAAGCAAGUAUCCUCCUCUGUAGACAUCAAUGCUGUCUGACUUUCUUGUGCAUGAAGCUUUCUAUCUCAGUAAAGCAUAUUCCCUUUGAAAACCUAUGAUUUUUACAUCUGUUAGGCCCUAAGGUUCACAGGAUUAAUGACAUCUCCAUAUUGCCUUUUUCAGGUGGAACUUUGAUAGGUUAAAAGUAUUAGGAAUUAAUAAAUGGGGAUAAAUAUACAUUUCACCAUGUUUUGCACCAAUUAUUUUGCCUCUUAUUGCACACAUAUUGCAUUAGGGUGAACAAUGAUAUCCAUGUUGCUACUACAAUGGCCAAUUUUUAGGAGUCACCUACUUUGGCCUUCAUUUAACGUUUGGCAUCAAUAUGUCCUUUUUGUGAAUUACUCUAGUAUUUCUUUUUCUCUCCAAUAUGAUGCUUUGCAAUGUGCUUCCUGCUUUAAUUUUUAAACCAUGAAUAAUAUUGGCAAACUUUAUUAAUAAUGGAUAGUCUUUAUUACUCAAAUUAAAAAAUGAUUUUAGUUGAAAUACAAUUACUUCACCCCCUUCCUCACUCUGGGCAAGUGGUUCUCACCUUUGGAGAUGCUAUAUUUGAUAUCUUCCUAUCAGAGACUUAUAUUAGAAUUCAUAACAGUAACAAAAUUACAGUUAUAAAGUAGCAAUGAAAUAAUUUUAUAAUAAUAAAGCAUAAUAACCAUAAAAUAAUUUUAUGGUUGUAUCCUAUGACAUGAGUAACUGUAUUAAAGUGUUAAACACUGAUCUAUAUCCUACCAGCUACACUUCUUCAAACUUGAGUCUUCUCAUGACUCUCAAGUUGAUCACUUCUGGAAAAAAAAAGCCUAUUUCUCCAAUCUCUUCCCAAUACUUCUCUUCCUAAGUGUCCUCUUCCUAUUUCAUUUUAAAUAUGCUUAUAGCUCAACAGAAUCGUGCUUUGGGAAUUGAGCCUGUGUUUUAAAACUGUGCACCCUUUGAAAUUUAGUAUGGAUAUCAGUCUUGUAAUUAUCCACUGAAUACCUGUUCUGUUAGGUCGAGACCUGUCCUAGGAGAAUCCAUAAACUACAUGGAAGCCUGUGAGGAGUUCACCACCAAUGGAAUGUACUGAACCUCGCUAUGCCAAGGCUCCUGAGACAGAACAAGAAAAAAACAUCUCUCCUUGUUUGAUGAUAUUUUGGUUGUGUCUAAUAACCUUUGAGUAUGUCCCUCAUGCCUGCCACUUUGAUUAGGCUUUACUGUACAAAAAUAAAAUAGUUUUGAUUUA
Meriones unguiculatus (Mongolian gerbil) is the source of this 8508-nucleotide messenger RNA. RefSeq names its product zinc finger protein 394-like. Bases 110 to 1042 code for a protein of 310 amino acids. The transcript has 7 exons. NCBI's taxonomy places the organism in Eukaryota, Metazoa, Chordata, Mammalia, Rodentia, Muridae. The record is from RefSeq and is a predicted model, not a curated record.